Molecule: messenger RNA, 1020 nt
Organism: Acaulospora colombiana
Lineage: Eukaryota; Fungi; Glomeromycota; Glomeromycetes; Diversisporales; Acaulosporaceae
Source: the annotation of a GenBank genome assembly
AUGGAAAAGUAUCUCUGGCGACAUCUUGCAACCGGCUUCCUGCCACCAACGAAUCGCCUCUCCUUCCAACCUUUCAGUACGAUAGGUCAUGUUAUUCAUGAUUCUGUAGGAUACUCCCCUAUAGCACAAUCUGAUCUAGAUUACCGGUAUCGAUGCAAUACAAACUUAGUCAGGCUCCAAAUAUCGCCGCCUAUUAGAGGGUCAGGGUUUAACCACUCACCCACUCCCGUCUCGAAACAUCCCCCAAUGUCUCGACCCAGUUCUCCAGAAUCGGUUUAUCACUCGGCUGAAGAUGACAAUAGCUUCGAUAACGACGAUGAACAGACCCUACAGCCGUCUCGGCGACACAACAUUAUAGCUCCAGAGCUGCCACCGCUCCCGACUUCCAAGCGUUUAUUGAAAUCGGUUAGGACAGGUGGAUUAGAUACGGGUUCAGGCACUGUUCGAAAUAUCAUGUGCAUCAACGCCGCAAGGCUCCUACUACAAGAGCUGCGCAAUAGGAGACUGACUAACGAAAGUACAAUUCCUACCAUCGAGAACGUCGUGGGUACUUAUAGGUCGGAGAAAUUCAGAAGUCAGAAAGCUCCACAAUCAGAACCAGUGACCGCUGCGUCAUCGUGUUCGCAGGGGAAAGCGCAUAAAAGGGGCCCUCUCCCGACCCUUCUCUCUCUCGUACCACACUUACCAGAUAAACAACAACUUGAUAAACGUCAUGUCUCUCCUCAACCAGCUUGGCCUUCGUCGCUCUCCUCGCAAUCACCAUACCCGCGCCGCAAGAACACUGGUCUGACUGGGCUAUUCCGUCGUAAGAAACCAGCAAACAGAACAGCAGGCUAUAGGGCUGCCUUGACGAACCCGAAUACUACACACGCUGGGCGUGAGCACGCGAAACAUGAACUUCAUGCUCACGGCCAAUCUGCCCAUGUCCCGCUCACCAAGAAGAUCGAGCGCACCCUGGGCAUCCACCAAACCUCCCGUGCAUCUCGAAAGAGAGCUAAUGCGCGUCGCCGCAGAUAUUAG